Balaenoptera acutorostrata (minke whale) is the source of this 7460-nucleotide messenger RNA. It is a transcript of the gene CDON, whose product is annotated as cell adhesion associated, oncogene regulated. The coding region runs from base 614 to 4366 and encodes 1250 amino acids. Gene Ontology annotation, molecular function: protein binding. Gene Ontology annotation, cellular component: axon; plasma membrane. NCBI's taxonomy places the organism in Eukaryota, Metazoa, Chordata, Mammalia, Artiodactyla, Balaenopteridae. Gene Ontology annotation, biological process: cell-cell adhesion; nervous system development; axon guidance. The transcript has 21 exons. The record is from RefSeq and is a predicted model, not a curated record.
CCGCGGCCGGGUUCCCUCCUCCAGCUCCUCGCGUGCUCCUCGCUGGCCCAGCGCCCGCCGGGUUACGCGCCCGCGCGCCUUGGAGGGGAGGAGCGCGGCCGCGGGGGCGCGCCCCGGUGACUCCGCCCCCCCCACCCCGGGCUCCCCUCCCCUGAGUCCCGGGUGCCCGGCUCGCGCGGCUUGGUGCGAGGAGACUGGGACCCCGCGCCGCCCGCCCCCACGCCCCCGCACCGGCGUGCGAGGCGCCGCGCCCUCCCGCUGCCCUGCCCCGUGCAUGGAGGGGCCCGUUCGGAUCGCAGCCGCCGCUGCUGCCGUAGCCGCCGCCAGCGCGCGGGGGAUGACCUGGGGGUGGCUUUCGGAGCCGGCUGCCGCGCAGGAGGUCUGGGGGCUUAGCCAGCCCUGCUGAGAGGUGGUUUGACUGUGCAUGGGAGGAAUUAAGUUCACUUUAAGAUAGGACUUCCCCCACCUCUGCCCCCAUCUGCAAGGUGUAUAUAAAGAGGAAGGCUUUACGUUGGAUUAAGAACUUCUGCCAUAGGGCUGGGCUCUAAAAAGUAAGCCAAGGCCUGGAUUUUGCUCUGGAAGUCUGUCCUGCCCGCUUCUGUAAUCUGGCGCUAUGCAUCCAGUUGCUGGACCCUUACAGACACUGCUGUAUGUUACUCUCCCGAUUCUGUGCUCUUCCGUGCGUCCAGACUUGGCACCUUAUUUUAUUUCUGAGCCAUUGUCUGCCGUCCAGAAACUUGGUGGACCUGUAGUACUGCAUUGUUCUGCUAAACCUGUGACUGCUCGUAUCUCAUGGUUGCAUAAUGGAAAAAGAUUGGACAGAAAUGUGGAACAGAUUAAGGUUCAUCAGGGGAGGUUGACUAUCCUUUCUCUUAACCCCUCCCUUUCGGGUUAUUACCAGUGCAUUGCCAACAAUAGCAUUGGCGCCAUUGUGAGUGGUCCUGCAACCAUAUCCGCUGCAGUUCUUGGUGAUUUUGGUUCAUCAACAAAGCAUGUUAUCACAGCAGAAGAAAAAAGUACUGGUUUCAUUGGCUGCAAGGUACCAGAUAGUAACCCCAAAGCUGAGGUGCGCUAUAAAAUCCGGGGAAAGUGGCUGAAACAUUCCACAGAGAAUUACUUAAUCCUUCCAUCAGGGAAUCUUCAGAUUUUGAAUGUAUCCUUAGAGGACAAGGGAUCAUAUAAAUGUGCAGCUUUUAAUCCUGUCACACAUGAAUUAAAAGUUGAACCCAUUGGCCAAAAGCUCCUUGUGAGUCGCCCUUCUUCAGAUGACUUUCACAUUCUUCACCCCACCCUUUCACAGGCGUUAGCUGUUCUCUCUCGUAGCCCUGUGACCCUGGAGUGUGUGGUAAGUGGGAUCCCAGCUUCUCACGUGCGCUGGCUGAAGGACGGUGAGGACGCUGUGCUGGGAAGCAAGUGGAGAAGGUUGCAUUCACAUCUUGCCACGGACAGCAUUGAUCCGGCGGACUCUGGCAACUACUCCUGUGUGGUGGGAAACAAGUCUGGAGACACCAAACACGUGACUUACGUGGUGAAUGUACUUGAACAUGCUUCCAUUUCUAAAGGACUGCAGGAUCAGACAGUGUCUCUGGGUGCCACUGUACAAUUCAUGUGUGAAGUUCAUGGGAACCCAACCCCCAACCGUACCUGGUUUCACAACGCACAGCCCAUUCGUCGUUCCCCACGACAUCUAACUGUGGGAAAUGGAUUGAAAAUCAGGGGUGUUACCAUGGAAGAUUCUGGGCUGUAUCAGUGUGUAGCAGAUAAUGGGAUUGGAUUUAUGCAGUCUACUGGGAGACUGGAAAUUGAAAACGACAGUGGACUCAAGCCUGUUAUAAUUACAGCACCAGCAAGUGCAGAGGUGGCCUCUGGAGGCUCCGUGACUUUGUCCUGCAAUGCCACCGGGGUGCCGGUUCCAGCCAUUCGUUGGUACGACAGGCAUGGAUUGAUAACCAGCCAUUUGUCUCAAGUUCUUAGAUCUAAAUCCCGAAAACCGCACUUAUCAAGACCUGGGGGUUCUGACCUGGAGCCUGUGUACUUCAUCAUGUCCCAGGCUGGCUCAAGCUCUCUAUAUAUUCAGGCUGUUACUCGGGAACACGCUGGGAAGUACACCUGCGAAGCUGCAAACGCACACGGCACUGCACAGUCGGAAGCUGUCCUCACUGUUGUUCCUUUUGAAACAAAUAUAAAAGCAGAAAUAGUCACACCUUCUGAUCCCACUCAGAAUGAUAAAAGUGAUGGUUCAGAAACUGGACUAUUGAGCUCAUUUCCGUUGAAGGAAUAUUCCAGUGCUACAGAAUCGUCAUCAGAGAAAAAUGCUAGUGGUACCUCUGUCCCCGAUGCCCCCAUCAUUCUGAGCCCCCCACAGACGCACACACCAGAUACGUACAACCUGGUCUGGAGGGCGGGGAAGGAUGGCGGGCUGCCCAUCAAUGCCUAUUUUGUGAAGUAUCGAAAGCUGGAAGAUGGUGUUGGCGUGGUGGGAAGAUGGCACACGGUUCGAGUCCCAGGAAGUGAAAAUGAGCUCCAUUUAACGGAACUGGAGCCAUCGAGUCUCUACGAAGUUUUGAUGGUGGCAAGGAGUGCAGCAGGUGAAGGACAGCCUGCCAUGCUCACCUUCCGAACCAGCAAAGAGAAAACAACAUCAUCCAAAAACACCCAGGCCUCCUCACCACCUGUCGGCAUCCCUAAGCGCCCUGUUGUUUCAGAGGCUGCAGACAACUUUGGAGUGAUACUCACAGAUCCCUCCAGGCACAGUGGAGUCCCAGAGGCACCUGAUCGGCCCACUAUCUCCACUGCAUCAGAGACGUCCGUCUAUGUCACUUGGAUUCCUCGGGCAAAUGGGGGGUCUCCAAUCACUGCCUUCAAGGUCGAAUAUAAACGGAUGCGGACUAGCGAUUGGCUGGUGGCAGCUGAAGACAUUCCUCCUUCCAAACUUUCUGUGGAAGUGCGUAGUUUAGAGCCAGGUUCAACAUACAAAUUUAGGGUCAUUGCUAUCAACCAUUAUGGUGAGAGUUUUCGGAGUUCGGCCUCUCGUCCUUAUCAGGUGGCUGGGUUCCCCAAUCGUUUUUCUAACCGUCCGAUAACUGGACCUCACAUCGCAUACACAGAAGCUGUCAGUGAUACUCAGAUCAUGCUCAAGUGGACGUACAUUCCAUCAAGUAACAAUAACACUCCCAUUCAGGGAUUUUAUAUCUAUUACCGGCCAACAGAUAGUGACAAUGACAGUGAUUACAAGAGGGAUAUUGUAGAAGGUUCAAAGCAGUGGCACACGAUAGGCCACCUGCAGCCAGAAACCUCCUAUGAUAUUAAAAUGCAAUGCUUCAACGAAGGAGGAGAGAGCGAGUUUAGUAACGUGAUGAUCUGUGAGACGAAAGUGAAACGGGUUCCUGGAGCUUCUGAGUAUCCUGUCAAAGACUUGAGCACCCCUCCAAAUUCUUCGGGGAGUGGAGGAAAUGCUGGGCCCGCAACCAGUCCUGCCAGAAGCAGUGACAUGCUGUAUCUGAUCGUUGGCUGCGUUCUGGGUGUAAUGGUGCUCAUCCUCAUGGCUUUCAUUGCCAUGUGCCUGUGGAAGAACCGCCAGCAGAAUCCCAUACAGAAAUAUGACCCACCAGGCUAUCUCUACCAAGGGUCAGAUGUUACCGGGCAGAUGGUGGAAUACACCACUCUGCCUGGCACAAACCGAAUAAACAGAAAUGUGCAUGGAAGCUUCAGCAAUGGCUGCUCCCAUCUCCACCAUAAGCUCCCCAAUGGAGUCAGCGGGAGCUUAAGUGGAGGACUCUACUCUGGGCGCACAAGCUCUCUAACCAGGACAUGUGUGGAUUUGGAACAUCCGCGUCAUCUAGUGAAUGGCGGUGGCCUGUACACGGCAGUACCUCAGACCGACCCGAUGGAGUGCAUUAGUUGUCGAAAUUGUCGGAACAACAAUAGGUGUUUCACCAAAACCAGCAGCACUUUGGGCAGCAGCCCCCUUCCUGUGGUCCCAGUGGUAGCACCUUAUCCUCAGGAUGGUUUGGAAAUGAAGCCCCUCAUUCACAUGAAGAUGCCUGUAUGUCUGGCUUCCACAGUCCCCGACUGUGGUCAGUCACCUGAGGAGGGCAUCAAAGAUGACAAGGCACGAAGACCUGCUCAGCACAUUUGCUGUCAAGACAAAAGAAAUGAGACCAACUCUGAUUGUGUGGAAGUUGCAGCAGAGUUCAACAGAGGAGACAGCUGUGUGCCUUCAGAAACAGAGAACAAAAUUUUAAGUUGGAAUCCUCUUAUUUUGCCACCUGUUUCAAAGGACUGCACUGAAAAGACACCAUGGUCUCCUCCUGGCAUUCCUGUAGACAGCCCUUCAGGGGUCCUUCAGCAAUCCCAGGAAACCUGAGGAUGUGGCAGUGCCUCGUCAUGUUUCCACUUCAAGCCAGUAACUGCACAAAACAGGCCUGGGGAUGGACUGUGUGAAGGACAUUAAUUCAAUUCAGAGAAAAAUCGUUAUUUAUUUUUUGUAGUAGUAAUGUCAUAUGAAUGUAUCUUAAAAUGUGUGCCCUUUUAUAUUAUUUAUGCCUUAAAAGUUUCCCUCCCUAUUUCUUCCUCCCCCUCAGUAGUAAACAACCUGGUUUGGCAUAGUUUUCAAUCAUAUGAGAACAGUGGGAUCAUUCCACGUUGUCCAAGAGCCUCAGCGACAGUAAGAGCCCCUCCUACAAGGAUCCCACCUAUUGGCUGACUCAGCUAAGAGAGAAUUGCACAGGCCGUUGGAACUUUUCAGAUGGAAAGCUGUCUUUCACUAUCAUGUCAUCAGACUUUCUGAGAACAUUUGUAGUCAACCACAGUUUUAGCCUGAUGUUUGUAACAACAGAUGUCUUGUGAAUUUGAUGAGUGCCUUCCACAGAAGUGAUAGUUGACCUGUAGACUGUCUGCACAUGGGCACAAGUUAUGUCCAGCUUUCUAGGCACUAAUCACAAAGAGUGUCAUGGACAUGGUGGUGGUUAAGUCUGGUUGGGUUAUUGCAGAAGGCAGAAAGGGAGCCAAGGCCAGAGAGAAAAAGAAUGCCUACUAAAAUUUAAAAUUGCAUUUGUUUAUAACAUGGUCACCAUGGGGCUCUUUUUGACUGUUUCUAAGAGUAAGAGCAAAAUAAGACUUUCUAGUGGUGACUGGAAGAGAAAGAUCUGCAUUUUAAGAAAAAAGGGAAGGUUCCAGGGGGACUGUCUCGGCGGAAGCUCUCCCAUUAGUAUAGGAUGUGUCAUGGUACCACAGCCCCUGAAAAUCGAUAUUUUCUGAUUUCCAGCUUGGGCAAUACCUGGAAGAUGGGAGUGUCGGAAAAGAAUCUGGAGGUUUGAAGUUUCCAGACGUUUUUUCUGAAUGUCAUCGUUGUAACAGGCACCUAAAGCUUUGAUUAACAGAGCUCAUACAUCACAAUUACUGCUGCCUCUGAGUGACAAGGACAUUUGCAGCUGCCGUUGGAAGGCUUUUCUUCUCCACAUCUAAAACAAAACAAAACAACACUCUAAGUGUAUUUAAUAGCUUGAGUCAAGCUUCAUAGAUCACUGCUCUUUUCUGGAUUGUGCAUCCCUUUGGGGAAGAAACAGAUUCUACCUAAGAGUCAAGCAAUUCCAGCACAAGUGGAAAAAUUUUACAGUUUCCCAACAAUUGCAGUGAAAUAGACUAGAAUACUGUACUAAUCGACUUUCUAUAUAAAUGUGCAUCAGUAUCCCCUUACAUAUGUCUAUAUACUUUAUAAAUAGAACUGUUAGUGGAAUGUGCGUUGUGAGCUGGGUCACUAUGCAAGGAUUACUUUGAGUAGAAUGUAGUGGAUAUAAUUUCAUAGUCGGGUAUCAGGGAUGCUGCAGAGUCAAGUUCUCCAUUCCAGACGUCCAUGCCUGCAGUAUACUGGAUUUAUUCUUCAUGUUGCUUAGAUGCAGUUAGCUUUGGAGGGGGAUAGCUGUGACCCUCGCUUCUGUGGCUAGCAAAGGACAAAGUCCUAGCACACAGAACAUAAAGACAUACCCUGUGUUUGCCAGUCAGGUUACGGCAAUACAGUCACAAAGGGAGUUUUAGAAAACUGGGGAGUAAAUGUUUGUAGGCAGUCAUUUUGAUUCAGGAAACAGAGGUGUAUUAGCAUGAGCCUUAGGUCAUAAACUGCUUUUAAAGAUUGACUUUGAAUAUGGGAUUUGUCCACUAGGAAGAGAAAACAACUUUACCUUUAGGGCAAUCUCAUUGUGGACUGCUUUAUUUAUAUUAUUAGUAACGCUGUUUUAAGUGUUAUCCCUUUUAUUGUAUUUUAUUUAUAAAAAAUGCCUUUAUAUAUUGAGAUAUAUAAAUAUAAAUAUAUAUAUAUAUAUAUAAUUGCCUUCAUGUUUAGGAGUUAUGAGUGCUCUCUAGCCAUGAGUUGUUCUGAACUUUUAGCCCUGCGCAGUCACCCAAGACAGUCCUACCUAAUGUCACGUGCCAGGAAGUCAGAGGAAAGUACAGCGUGGGCGAUGGCUCUAACAUUUGUGAAGUAACUGCUGUGUACCAGGCACUGUGCUGGUGCUUGUGACUGCUAUCUCAAAUCUUACUGUUAAGACACAUCUACAAAGUAGGUGGUAAAGUCCCCAGGUCACACAGGUGAGCCACAGAGCCUGCAUUUGAACUUAUCUGGAGCUGUAAUCUGAGCUCCUUCCGUUUUUCCAUACUGCUUUCCGAAAGCAUCGUGGUUCACUCUCCUGAUGGAACUGGUCCAGUUCUGUAAGCCCUGGUCCGCCCCGCCAUGGGAUUCCUCGGAUGCUCUAACUCCACAACUAGAGAAGCUGCCUCUGUCCUCCAUGGGCAGAGCUCUGAGCUUAUUGCCUGGUCUUCCCGGGGCCCUCAUUUCUCUCCAUGACCCCCCUCACUACCAGCCCCGCACGGGAAUUUGACCUUCUCUCAGCCUAAUAGUGAUCCUGUAAUCCGUCAGGCCUCUUCGUGUUCCUUCUCCUCUUAGAAUUCGCUGUGAGUCUUUGUUUUAGCAUAAAACUCACCCCACUCCUACUAUAUAAUUUCACUAGCUUCUUUUUUUCCUUCUUUUGGUUAUGCACUGAUCAUCUGGUGAUGGGUGCUCUACAAGAUGUAAGUGAAAUGGCAAUGUUUUAAACCUUCUGAAGUGGUCUUUAGAAAAAGCAUCUCUUUCUGGGUUUUGUUUUUGUUCAAUGAGUCCUCGAGGACCAAUACAUCCUUACUAAGCUGAUUGUGAUGCAAAUCUCAUUCCAGCUACAGUACUGCCAAGAAGUUAACUUUAUAACUGAAUUUCAUCUGUGUUGCUCUCUUUUAAAGCAAUGACUUUUAAGAUGCAUGUUUUUGUAUCAUAUUGAAAAGUAUGUUUUAUUUUCCUUAAAGUGGUAAUAUUAUGUUUGAAAUUGUACAUAUUUUAAAUGAUGUAGCUUUGACAGGUUUUAUUUUGUCGAUUUGAUUUUAUAUUAAAAGAGAAUGCUGCUUUCAUGUAGAGUAGCAUGUGAAGAUGGGGA